Molecule: messenger RNA, 1100 nt
Organism: Dimorphilus gyrociliatus
Lineage: Eukaryota; Metazoa; Annelida; Polychaeta; Dinophilidae
Source: the annotation of a GenBank genome assembly
GCCAGUUUACCGCGUCAUUUCCUGAGGAGACUAUCGAAGCACGAACCGCUAUGAAUUUUCGUUUAAUCUUUCUUCUAUGUCUCUUUUACAGUCAAUAUAUUUCGUGUGAAAAUUAUUUAAAAAGAGAGCAUUCUUUAGUGAAACCUUACCAAGGUACCAUUUAUUUUCAUACUUUUUAUUGUAGAUGUAUGACGAAUCUUUAGGACAAAGCAGACGAUGUCGGUGUUCGCUUUUUUAGUUAUUUUUUCACUUAUCACUUAGAUGGGAAGUGGGAUUUUGUUGGCAGUACCAUGGUUACCAAUAGUUAUAUACGAUUAACUCCUGAUCACCAGAGUAGACAAGGCGCUAUAUGGAAUAAUAUUCCUAACACUAUACCAGACUGGGAACUUCAUGUUAGUUUUAAAGUUCAUGGAACUGGAACUGAUUUAUUUGGAGAUGGGAUGUCGAUUUGGUAUACCAAAGAGAGACUACAAUUAGGACCUGUAUUUGGAAAUAAAGAUUAUUUUAAUGGAUUGGGCGUCUUCCUGGAUACAUACAGCAACCACAAUGGACCACAUAAUCAUGGCCAUCCUUAUAUAUCUGCUAUGGUAAACAAUGGCACUGGACAUUAUGAUCAUGACAAAGAUGGAACACACACGGAAUUAUCUGGAUGUGAAUCCCAUUUUAGAGGCGCAGAUACAGAUACACUUAUUGCUAUUCGAUACUUGAAUAAUAAACUAGUUGUGUCAACUGAUAUUGAGGGAAAAAAUGAAUGGAGAGAGUGUUUCUCUGUAGAGGGUGUUCGUUUACCAACUGGAUAUUAUUUUGGAGCAUCAGCUGCAACAGGAGACUUAGCCGAUAACCAUGAUAUUAUAUCGAUGAAACUUUACGAACUUGAGGGAAAUCGAAAGGAAGGUGAAGACUUUUCCAAAAUUUCACCAGAGGCAGACUUUUUUGUUCCCCCUAGAGAUCACAUUGAUGAUGCCAAGCCGUCUUCACUCUCUGGAUGGAAAUUAUUUUUCCUAAUUGUUAUCGGUUUAGUGGGAGUAUCAGUCUGUGCCAUGAUUGGUUUUGUAAUUGUUACUAAAAGAGCAGAAGACCAGCGAAAGAGAUUUUAUUAG